UUUUAUUUUUAUGAUAAGAACAGGAGAUUCUAUCGCAAUCCAUGCAAAAUCUCCCGAUUAAAGCGUAAAACAUAAUUGAACGUUUUCUGCUACCAAAGUAAAUUCAAAUGUGUUCGCGAUACUUUUUAUCACGACGUGAUAACGAGACGAAAGGUGCAGGGUGCCGUACUUUCGUAGACGGCCCUGGAAGAGGGCCCCCUCCCUUUCGCCACGACAAUAACACGAACGAGACGUUCGCUAUUUCGUCGGGAGUACUAGCUGGUGUAUUACGGUGCGAUUCAUUGUGAUUCAUUGUUACGUGCUGCGAGAUCGAGUUCACGUAGACACCAUUGGACGCCAUUUCGUCGACCAGACGUCCGUCAAACUGUCGGAUGGCCAAGCCGUGGAGCUCGUGACAACCCGUCGAAACACGGAAACUAUUGUAUGAAUUGAGAUACAAUAUGGAGCUAGUGUCAGGAAACGACAAAGAAAAAGUGAAAGCUAAUGCAGAAGCUGCUGUUGCUGAUAAAAAUAAAAUAACAAAGGAAACUAUAAUGGAGCCAGUGUUGGAAAAUAAUAAAGAAAAAGCAAACAUUAAUAUACAAGUUGCUGUUGCUGAUAAAAAUAUAGCAACGAAGGAGCAAGUAGUUACAGACGCAGGGACGAAGAAAAACGAGGAUUCCACCAGUAAGCCAAAGAAAACCGUCGCAAAGGUCAAGACGAAGAAGGUUCGGAACAGUCAAACGAGUAACGAGCCUACGAAAUUGGAGGAUAAUCUGUCCCAAGUGGUGGAACGCUUCAAGAAAGGCUGUGAGUGUGUCGAAGAUGAAUGCUUCAAAGGCCUAAAUCCCGAGGUGGUUUAUCGGCACAGGUUAAACAUCGCGGAACUAACUAAAGCCGAGCAUGACAUGUAUUUAAUGGGCGUGACAAUGGCCUGUCUGACUGAUCCCUAUCAAACAGCCCGGCACACGGAACGACGUAGAUUACGUGCGCAGUACGUUUAUCAGGGUCGAAGAGUGUGCCUGGACGCUUUCUUGUAUCUGGAGAAUUGUACACAUUAUCAGCUCAAGCGAAUCCGGAAGCAUCUGAUGACGCACGGUGUGACGCCACGCAUGCAUGGUAAUCACGGCAAGAUACCGCACAACACGUUCUCGCUGGAAACGUACAAGAUCGCGAUGAAAUUCCUAAAGAGUUUUAUCGAGAUGCAGGAAACGAAGCAAAAGACCAAGCUCGCCAAGAACGCGCCGUUGCAUCUACCGUCGGAUUUGACGCGGAAAACUGUGCACGACCUGUACAUGCAGUACUGUAAGAAGGUGUCGCCCAACGUCAAGAAAUUGGGGUACUCGACGUUUCGGCGUUUCAUGAAGGUGCAGUUCCCGCAGGUGAAAUUCGCCAAACUGGAGUUCGCGAGAAGUCAGACCGCGCAGAAUCACUGCACGACCGAGUCCGAUGCGAGAGACGACACGGGCCAACGGAGAUCACCCAAGUCGGAAAUCGCCCUCGAGGCGAAAGGCAGUAAGAUACUACCGUUGGUAAUAACCAGUGAUCUAGGACAGACCGAUACCUACGUGCUGACGCCUAUCAGAAACUUGCAUGACAACUGCACUGCGACUUAUCAGGCAUUUUUUCCUGGUUUAGUACACGUCGCGUAUGUACUACGACCCGUUGGAUUUUUACAAAAGGCCAUUUCGGAAGUGUCGAAUAAAUUAUUUCGAGAGGAUUUCAAGUUUAGAGUUAUUUUCUUAGCUAACGUCGCCGAACUACAUGAGUUCAUAGAGAAGGAACAGCUUACCGAGCAACUCGGCGGCGAUUUACCAUAUUGCCAUCAUACUUGGAUACAAAACAGAAUUAGUUUGGAAAAGUUUUCAUCGAUGACGCAGGACGUGUCUCUCGCGUUGGACUCUUUCACGCGACGUUUGGCCGAAGUGGAAUUUCCUAACAACACUCUAGCUACGACAACACUAUUGUCGCAGCAACAAGCUGAAUAUAACGAGUUAAAAGAAGAAAUACUCAGCGCUGCUAGGCACGGAGAAGCCCUUUUGGAUAGUGUACGGCAGCUGACAGGAAAAGGAACGGCCGACAGAUUAGGAAAUGUUGCUGCAGUAGAGAGACUACUUGUUCAGUUGGAGGAAACUGAACGAACUUUCGACUUGUUUUGGUCGCAUCAUAGCUCACGUUUGAGACACUGUCUGGCUCUGCGGCAAUUCGAGCAAGAUUUUCGAGAAUUGCAAGCGACAUUAGAUCAGCAUUUAAAGACGGCGGAAGAAAUGACGGAAGUCGGCGAGACGCAAGCAAGAGUGGAGCAAUUAUUGCACGACACAUCAGCAUUUCAGCGAAUAUGCAGAGGAGACAUAGAUCGCGCAGAGGAGGUGAUAUCCGCUGGUCAACUGCUAUUGUCUGGAAGACAUCAGUGCCCAGCGGACGUUGUGGAACCCAAAUGCGUGGAGUUGCAGAGAGUCUGUACUAUUCUCAGUCAGAGACUCGAGAGACGACUCCUUAUGCUGACCAAGUGCAGGGAACUUAUGGAGCGUAUAGAUAAGGCUAACACUUGGUGUACGCGAGGGAUAGAAUUGUUAGCGUCGCAGAAUAGCACCACGCCACCGGAUCAGGCGCUCCAAGAGCUGCAACAAUUGAUCGAAGCCGCGGAGGAAUUUCAUCAUCCCCGAUGUAUCUUUCAGGAUUCUGUGAUGCCGGAAACUAAAGCGCUCAUCACACAAGUUCUACAAAGGAUAGAAGACGUAUCUUUGAUGUGCGACAAGAGAAUAAUGGCACUAAAACAACAGUUGAUUAAACCAGCUAGACCAGUACAAACCGUCACUCCAGAACCAGUCAAACCCUUACAAUCACUGCCUCAAACCGUAAAGUCUGGCAGAAUCCUUAAAAAAGCUAAUACCAUGCCAAAGAUGGAGAUGAGUCCUAUAGAGGGAGAGUCUUCGUCGCCGGAAAGCGAACCUCGAGACGUCGAAGCUUUACGCUUAAAGCGCGGCCACGUCUUGACCGAACUCGUAGAAACUGAGCGAAUCUAUGUCGCAGAACUUGGCUCAAUCAUUAAAGGCUACAAAAUGGAAAUGACAAACGAGGCAAUGGCUCAUUUGAUACCCGCUGCAUUAGUUGGAAAAGCGGACGUGUUGUUUGGAAAUUUAGAGGAUAUUUGUAUUUUUCAUGGAGAGACCUUUUUAAGGGAUUUGGAGAACUGCAUUUCGAAUACUGAGCUCGUCGCUUUGUGCUUUGUUCAAAGGCGCGAGAUGUUCUUUAGAUUGUACAGUUAUUAUUGUCAAAACAUUACGCGAUCUGAAAGAUUGCGCGAACAAAUACAAAGCGAGCCACAGUUUCUCGCAGCUUGCCAGCAGAAGCUUGGUCACAAGCUGCCGCUCGCUGCCUACCUUCUCAAGCCUGUUCAGCGAAUUACUAAGUACCAGUUGUUGUUAAAAGAUUUAUUAAAGUAUAGCGAUGAACCUUCGUGCUGCACCGAGUUACAGGAAGCGCUGGAUUGUAUGCUAGUUGUGUUAAAAUGCGUUAAUGACAGCAUGCAUCAAACUGCGAUAACAGGAUUUGGAGGCGAUUUGAGUGCACAGGGUGAAUUAUUGUUACAAGGCUCAUUUAGUGUCUGGAGCAGUAGUAAACGGGAGCGUCUGUUGCGACUAAAACCAUCUCAGCGACAUAUUUUCUUAUACGAAAAGGCUCUGAUAUUUUGUAAGCACAGCAAACCUCAAGCUCACGACAAAGCCACGUAUCAUUUUAAAAGAUAUUUGAAGAUGUCCCAGAUUGGUUUAACGGAGUCGGUGAAAGGCGACGCCAGACGAUUCGAGAUAUGGUUACAAGGUAGAGCCGAGGUGCACACGAUACAAGCGCCGAGCAUCGAUGUGAAGCAAUCCUGGGUGCGCCAUAUUAAAGGGGUUCUGAUGUCCCAACUAGCCGAACUUAAAGGCAAACAGAAUUCAGCUCUUGGAAAAUCCAAUCAUAAGCCCUUGAGACAAACUAUCUCGUGGGAAGCUCAAGGCAGUAUAUCGGGAUCUUUGCGAACGCUAUCCGUUGAUAGCAACAGCGUUAUCUCUCACAUGACUGACGUGUCGCAGUCCACAGAGGAGGAUGCGGCGUGGAGUUCGGAAAAUAGCAAUACGGACGACGAGGACGCAUUUGGCGACAGUCCGGGACCGGCACCUGGUGGAAGGUACGUGGCAUUGGCCGAUUAUUGCGCGGUGGGGCAGUCUGAAGUCACGAUGCGCGAGGGUGAUACCUUGGAGCUUCUCAAAGUUGGCUGUGCUGGCUGGUGGUUCGUCAAACUGAUCGGCAGCGGCGUGGAGGGAUGGGCACCCGCGGCAUACUUGGAACCGAUUAGUCGGAAAACAUCACGCAGUUCGCAGUCGGUGAACAGUCAAGAGACCAUAUGAAACAGGCGACUAACACACUAGAGAACCCGCUAGUGUGUUAGAUCUUUGUUCGUCUCUGGAGACCUCCGCAGUCGCGUUAGAGAGAUAUCCGUCGUUCGAUAUCUCAAGGAUUUUCCUAAAUAGCGAACGAUUUUUGGAAAUCUUUUACAUUUAAACGAGAUGAUGAGUUGGGUCAUUUUGUGUACCUUUCUUACGCAGUCCAGCAUAUACAAGGUUUGUUGAGUGACGCUUUUGCGUUUGCGAGAAACGUUAAGUUGAACAAGAUUUUUACGUUCACGGGAAUUUUAUAAUGCAUAACGAGAGGAAGAUAAAAUGGAACGAGACACUUGACAUUUCAUGAUGAUCGCACUGCGAACGGUUGAUUGAACAAGUUGUUGCAGUUGCGUCAAAUUGGAUGAGCUCGUUUUCGAGCAUUUACUGAAUUGUACAAAAUGUAGCAUUGAAUUAAGCCGGGAUAUGUACGUGCACACGCACAAUGGAUUACGAGACGAUCUCGUAUCAAUCACUACAAUUUCUAAUAAUAACGAUGCACAUGUCGUACUUCAGAAGGAAGGAAAAGACACGACUUUGACGUUAAAUCGCACGCGUCCUCGCGUUCGGUUACUUAUAAUUUUAAGAAGAAUUUGCAUGAAGUAUGUAAGCGUAUUCUGUAAAUGGUAGUUCUACUUGCGACCCGAGUAAUCAAAUAUCGGCUGUACGCGAUUAUUCCAAAGUUUAAUAUUGUUAUAAGAAAGAGAAAGGGAGGAAGACGUGUGACAUUUUCGUCCAGCGUUUUGUCGAUGAUACGCGUAACUUCAUUUGCCGGCUGGACGAACCCGAUAAACGAUCUUAUCCUUGUUCGGUGUAUUUUACGGCGUCGCGAGUAAUUAAAUAACGAUCGUCAGACGCGUUGCCGUCGUUCGCGUCAGUUAAGUAUCAUAUGUUGGCUUAGAGUUCUUAGAUAGAACCCUACAUGCAUCGUUAACAACCGAAUAGUACAAUUUAGCGCAGUUUUACGAGCUUUGAGAGUAUCCUAAAUGUUUCGUUUUUCGAAGAUUGAAAUAUAGAAUUUGCUUCCGGUUGAAAUAUAAAAUAUUCGCUAAGAUAAAUCCUCGAGCCUUUGAAAAAGGGGAAAAAACGUGUGAUAAAAGAAACCGUUAGACCGAUGCUUUUACAAACUAAUCAUUGUAAACACCUGCAGAGAAAGAGAUGUUUAAUUAAUAUUACGCCAUUCUCUUAGAACGUUAGAUAUAUUGUUGACGAGUCAUUGCGACCAAAUAUAAGCUUGAGAUGUUACUAUCACUAUAUGUGAACCAUUCGUUUCGGGGGAGUAAUGUGCGGUGGUAGGUGGUGGGACAGAGAGGAUUCAAAGAAUCAUAUACAACGUGUACACAAAUUUUCUAGGAGGCUAAACGGUUAACACCAAGUAACACGCAAUAUCUGAUACCGAUAAAAAUCUUAAUGCAUAAUAUAUAUACUUUAGGAUUAUACAAUAAGCAAUCUUUUAGCGGAUUUCGUAACCCACCAAUUUCAUAAGUCUCCAUUAUGAUAUAUACGACAAUGUAUAAUAGUAUCAUUUGUACUGAAACGUUUGUACGAAUACGGAUAACAUAAUUUAAGAGGGAUCAUCUCGAUCGCUAUGAUUUUCUUUCCGAUGUCGCGUGCGUUAAUUGUGUCCGCUCCUAUGAUACGCAAAAGGACAUGAUCGCAACUUUUAUUCUUAUAUAGCCUACAUGAGUCUCUGCUUUAGUAUUUAUAAUCCGAGUAUUUUUAUUUGUACAGAGUUAUCGAUAUUUAUUAGAUAUUUAUUAGCUAUAUUUAUUGAGAGUAGAAAAUUAUUUAUUAUAUCGCAAUAAGAGAGUUACGAUGAUUUAUACUGGCUCAGGCUGCUUCAGACUGAUUUACAAUUGAUGUAAAUGCGAUACGUUGAAAGCUAUUGCGUAACUUACGCAAAUUUUACGAUUGCGUAAAUCUUAGAUCGAGUAUAUGUGAGUUCGUUUCUUGUCGGGCAACUUGCGUUUUGCACAACUUGCACCUCCGAUCGUACAAGCACGGUAUUUCUUCUUCGUCACGUCUGUUACUUUCCACGUCUUCUCAGUCGCACUUAGAAUUGUAAUACAUCUACGUGUAUUCAUCCAUUUGUACGCCGUCCUUAUAUUGACCGUAAAAUUUCAAUCAAACGAGCAAUGUUAGUUUAACACGAUACGUUUCCUCAAAGCGUCCGCUUUGCGUUGCGAUAUCGAAGAUAACGAAUGUGCGGUCGAUUUCAUUUUUUUUACGGUUCUGUAUAAAGAGAAGACAUAACAGUUUAACUCGAAAGAAAUAAUAAUAAAAUGCCGCUCGUUGUAUUUAUUGUCCGCGAACGUUUCCGCAAUAUGUCACCUUCACUGGAAGUCGUUCGUGGAAUCUUGCGAGCGAUUCCUCAUCUAUGUAAAUCGCGUUAAAAAGCGACCAAGCCAAGGGUGAUAUCUAAACAUGCAAGACGCGUUUUUUGUAGAAUCUAUAAAUAUACACAUGUAUAUGUAUACACGCAUACACAUACAUAUAUACAUAGACAAUAAUUAUAUACCCGCUGUUGGAGGAUGCAUGACAAUGCGUCCGUUUACAUAACGAUAAUUCAUGAUAAAGCAUGAUAAAGCAUGACCGAAGAAGCGAUACUUUCCUCGGCGAUCACCGGGGCAAAUAGAAGCAGGUUUCUGCGAGUGAAUCUCUCGCCGUAGUCGGAAUUACGACAUUAAUAAACAGAGUUGUCACAAAACUCGAAAUCAGGGAAAUUAGGAAAAGUCAGGGAAUUUUGCAUAGUUUUCUGGAAAAUAAAAGAAGUUUAAUAUGCAUACCUACAUUAUGCAGUUUGGGAAUACUACUAAUUUAAUAAUUAAA
Trachymyrmex cornetzi is the source of this 7229-nucleotide messenger RNA. Its product is annotated as guanine nucleotide exchange factor DBS. Bases 441 to 4370 code for a protein of 1309 amino acids. Lineage: Eukaryota; Metazoa; Arthropoda; Insecta; Hymenoptera; Formicidae. The record is from RefSeq and is a predicted model, not a curated record. Gene Ontology annotation, cellular component: cytoplasm. Gene Ontology annotation, biological process: intracellular signal transduction. Gene Ontology annotation, molecular function: protein binding; guanyl-nucleotide exchange factor activity. The transcript has 15 exons.